AUGAACGACAACACCGGCGUCGGUGGUGGCAAACUGUCAACCGGUGGUCCCGGUGUCCUGUGCAAGGUUUGCGGCGAUCGGGCCUCGGGCAAACACUACGGUGUUCCCUCUUGCGAUGGUUGCCGUGGUUUUUUCAAGCGCAGCAUCCGUAGAAAUUUGGAGUACGUGUGCAAGGAAGGUGGCAAAUGUGUGGUGGACGUUUCAAGGCGCAACCAAUGCCAGGCCUGCCGAUUUGCCAAGUGUCUGCAGGCGAACAUGCGCCGAGAAGCCGUCCAACAUGAACGAGCGCCAAGGAACUGUACACCGCUGACUGCCACCGUUAAUGGUCUUUCCGCACACGGCGAUUAUUACGCAUCCCGCACAUCCUUCGCGUUGCCUCAGACGAACUUAUUUUUUCCACUUCCAUUGCAUAUCACGGCCGCGACGGCUUCCGGUCCAUUUGCACCGCUCGGCGAUCCUGCCCGUUUCCUUUCGCCGUACGCAGCCCAAUCGCUUGCAGCUGCCGCCGCUAGUUCCUCCAGCUUCGAUCAUUUCCCGUCACCAACAGCACGGACUACCACACCGACGGCAUUUCAACCUACUGCCACUGGUUUGCCGCCAGGAUCCGGGCUUAUACAGGUACCGGUCCCAUUACCAGCAGCUACGAUGAUGUCCAAAUCGAGCGAAGCAAAUCAGGUUACCACCGCUACCAUUACGGAAUCAAUGUUCAAUAGUAUCACCGGAGAUUCGCUGUCCUUACCGGCGCCACCACCAAUCCACUCGAUCAGUUCCAUUCUCAGCCUCAGCUCGGCCAAGGAGAAUGAAGUUAGCAGCACGGGUGAGGAUAGUCCACCACGGUCGGGUGUAACCACACAGCAAUACCAACAUCAGCUGUUAUUUUCCCCUGCUGGAACUGUCGGUCCGAUGCACGGUGGAAAGAGCGAAACGGACAUGCUGCUAGAAUCAGCAGCCAAGCUGCUGUUUCUGGCGGUGAAGUGGGCAAAAACGGUACCGUCGUUCCUUCAACUACCGGCCAACGAUCAGAAGCUGCUGCUCGAGGAGGCAUGGGCAGAACUGUUUGUCAUCACCGCAGCUCAGUGGGGACUUCCUAUUGACAAUGAAUUCAUCGUAAGGAAUCCACAGGCUGUGAAGCUACAAAGCGCCAUCCAGCAGUUUGGUAUCGCGCGAGUUGACUAUCGGGAGGCGGCCUGUCUGAAAGCGCUUGUUCUUUUCCGACCGGAUCAACCCCGACUGUAUGCAGCGCACGAGGUUCUGCUGCUUCAAGAUCAAACCGUUGCACUGCUGCAUGAAAAGUGUGGCGGUGUACGGUUGGGCCAUCUGCUAUUGCUGCUUCCGGCCAUUAAGGCGGCAGCCAACGCGAAAGUACUGCAGGAGAUGCUGUUCCGCAAAACGGUCGGUGAGGUGGCAAUCGAGCGGUUGUUGCUCGAUCUCAUGAAAACAUAG
Molecule: messenger RNA, 1443 nt
Organism: Anopheles marshallii
Lineage: Eukaryota; Metazoa; Arthropoda; Insecta; Diptera; Culicidae
Product: nuclear receptor subfamily 2 group E member 1-like
Exons: 4
Coding region: 1-1443 (480 amino acids)
Biological process (GO): cell differentiation; regulation of transcription by RNA polymerase II; anatomical structure development
Molecular function (GO): nuclear receptor activity; RNA polymerase II cis-regulatory region sequence-specific DNA binding; zinc ion binding
Source: RefSeq, a predicted model, not a curated record